This is a messenger RNA of Ostrea edulis (European flat oyster), 1762 nucleotides long. Its product is annotated as arrestin domain-containing protein 17-like. Lineage: Eukaryota; Metazoa; Mollusca; Bivalvia; Ostreida; Ostreidae. Bases 47 to 1231 code for a protein of 394 amino acids. Gene Ontology annotation, biological process: protein transport. Gene Ontology annotation, cellular component: cytoplasm. The transcript has 7 exons. The record is from RefSeq and is a predicted model, not a curated record.
CACUCCGGCAGGAUGGAAAUGGGACGUUCUUCACAAGACCACUAAAAUGAGUGUAGCUAAAAAUUUCAAGAUAAUUCUAACCAAAUCACAUGUCGUCUAUUUUCCUGGACAGGAUAUCGACGGCAUUGUACAAUUUAAUAUCGGCGAAAAGAUUGAAACAACUGGUGUUCACCUUGAGUUAACGGGUCUAUCUUAUGUUUCAUUCGAGGAGAAGCUCAAAAAAACGAAGAAUGCUGGGAUCUGUCACCACUCCUCUCUAGAGAGAUACUGGCAUACAAAGAUUGAUUUGGCCACCAAAGAUGGCGCUACAUUUUCCUUGACGACUGGUACCUAUCAGUAUCCCUUUACUGCGCAACUUCCGGAUGACUUGCCCACGUCUUUUGAGUGCGAGAACGGGUGCACGCGGUACUACUUGAGAUCGUAUAUAUCACGUGAGUCCCAGGGCGAUCUGGACUGCCUUCUUCCAUUCACAGUCAUCACGUUCUUUAACCUGAACGAUUCACCUUACGCAAUGAGGUCAGAGGAGGCGGAAGAUGUACAAACAGUGGGGUGUUGUACUUCCGGUUCAGUGAAUACGAGACUGAAGGUUGCAAAGUUAGGAUAUGUUCCAGGGGAGAAAAUUCACAUCAACGGCGAAUGCGACAACAAAACCCAAAAUACACUCAAAAACGCAAGUCUGGACCUUAAAAUGAAUAUCACACUAAAGGCAACGGACAAAGAACGUUUCCUACAGAAAGACGUGCGGACGUGGCGGCUGGGGGAAAUUCAGGCUAACACAACUUUAUGUCUUGAUGACCUUCAUCUUGUAGUUCCGCCUUUACCCUCGUCAGGCUCCAGAUUCUGCAACAAUAUUGAUGUGCACUACUGUCUACAAUUAACAGUGCAGGUCACUUCCGGUGUUACUUCUACAGCAUCUGUUGGUCUCAUCAUCGGAAAUGUUCCGUUAGAACUUGGUGAUAAUGUCUUUACUGGUAGAAAAGGUGCAGACGACAGUGAACAUACAGAUAAACAACUUCCGGAUCCCAUACGAAGCUUGACAAGGAAGCUUAAUGGUGCUGCAGUAUCUAGAGAUAGUGACUUUACGGUGACCUUGGACCACUAUUUCCCACUACCUGGCCCAGGUGUCGACGACUACCAAGAGCGAGUUCCUUUGCAAUGCCCAGAAAUUAAAUGGCAUCCGUCUUAUCUCUGCUUUGUCCAAAGACCCGACAAAGGCACUGACGGAACAUGAUUAGAACCGACAAAGGCACUGACGGAACAUGAUUAGAAUAUGAUGAAAGGGAUUGAAAAUGAAGAGUCCUAAACUAGUUAACUUUACUUUCACUGUGGUCUAAUUUUCGCUAUUUUCAAUGUAUACCAAACCCAUGAAAUUAAAACGGCAGUGAAUAUAACAUUGUCGUGACAUCUAUAUAGAACAAUCUGUGAAUUUAACAAUGUGUGUGAAAUUGGUUGUUGGCAAGAAAUCAUGAAAAUAUUCAAAGUUGAUAGCGUCGAAUUCAGCGAGUUGGCAUCGUCCUUGUCUGAAAAUGCAGUAAUGAUGUCGAUAUUGAGAAAUCGAAACUCGACAGGUAGUGGUGUAUCCGAAUAUACGCAAUAUGAAGGAUACUGCGGAAACAAUUUACUUUGCUAUCUAGAAAUGGUGAAGAAAAGUAGACCGUAGACAGGAAGUAUAAAGGUGUCACGUGACUCGGAGUCCGAGGAACUACCAUACAGUUGAAUUGUUUCGAGGUUGAAUGAAAUAAAAUUAUGACACUUGGUUAGA